UUUUGUUUUAAACAGAUGGGAAUUCUGGAAAAAAUGGGCAUCUGCCAUAGAUAUUCCAUAAUCAGGGCCAUGUGCCUACUCAUUCCAAUAAUGAAGGACUCCAAACUGAUCAGAAAGGACCUGGUUUUUGAUGGGGUGCCUGUGAGGGUGUACUGGCCCAAGACAUCACCUGCUGUGAACAGGAAAGGAAUCAUCUAUCUUCAUGGAGGUGCUGGGGUAUUUGGAAGCAUCCGAACCGCUGAAAUGAUCUGCCGUGCCAUUGCCCACCAAACUGACUCAGUGGUUAUGUGUCCUGAGUUUCGUUUAGCUCCUGAGCAUCCGUACCCAGUCCCUGUACUGGACAGUUUAACUGCUGUAAUAUACUUUAUGAAAAAUGCAAAGGAAUAUGGAGUGGACGCCAGCCGCAUUGCCAUUGUUGGGGACAGUACUGGAGGCACUUUUACUGCAGCCAUUUGCCAAGAACUGGUGACCAGAGAGGACCUCCCAAGAGUGCGAGCUCAGGUCCUCAUUUACCCAUUUCUCCAAGGAAUGGACUUCAAUCUGCCAUCCUAUCAGCAAUACCAUUCAGUUCCUCUUAUGUUCCGGAAAAGAACUGUCAAAGUUGGUUUGACAUAUCUCACUGGGAAGACAAUGAAUGUAGAUGGAGUUCUGAAAGGCGCCCAUGUCCCUCCUGAUUUGAGAGAGAAAUACCAAAAAUGGAUCAGUGCUGAUAACAUUCCAGAAGAAUUUAAAGCUAAGGGCUAUGUUCCUGUAGAACCUGCUCCAUUUUCAGAAGAACUUUAUGAGCAAGUUAAAAGAGGUACUGAGGCAAUGUUUGCCCCCCUUCUAGCAGAGGAUGACAUAAUCUGCCAGCUCCCAGAGACUUUCCUUCUAACUUGCGAGUAUGAUGUUCUCCGGGAUGAUGGGCUGUUGUACAAGAAGCGGUUAGAGGACAACAGUGUGCCAGUGACAUGGUAUCAUGUUCAAGAUGGAUUCCACGGAAUAAUGUGCUUUGCUGGUUGGCGGCCACUUGAAUUCCCGAGCACACAGAAAUGUUUGCAGAGUGCAAUACAGUUCUUAAAAGGUUUAUAGAAAUGAAUGUCCUUCUUUGAGUGCAAAUAUCCAGAGUGUGGGGUCAGGUGGGAUUACUAUGAGGAAUUAUAAAAUAAGCAUCAAGCCAUUGUGUCCACGAUGAAUGCAUUGUGUUGACUAGGUUUGAUUCAUUGACAAUAAUUUCUGAUCAAAUCCCACAACCCUCUGCAUCUCUGGCCAUUUCCUCUACUGCCCAUUUCUCUUUCUUCACAAGUCAUGUACACAGCCCAGUUGCUUAGGCAGGCAGGCUUCUGGGUCAUCAAAGACAGAGGGCAAGUUUCUUUGAUGUAGGAUGUUAAUCUUAGGGCCAGGAAACAGAUCUCACAUGAAGGUGAUAAUGAUCGUUGUCCUCCUGGCCAUCCUUCUUAUCAUAUGUAUUGAUUGUUUAUCACCUCCGGGGGUUGCCAAAUGUCCUCCUUUGUAGUUCUGUUAAUUAGUUUUGGUAGUUUAACUUGUCCCCACGUGGGUUUGUUGAAAUGCUCAGAAGAAAUCUGAUUGGUUCUUACAAACACUCUGUAAAAAGCUCUUUUGUGAAUAAAACGACCUUGGCCGGGGGGGGGGCUGGAGACACAGAGAGACAGAGAGAUUAUUAUACGCACCCUUCCCAGAGUCUUGCUGGUUCAAGCCUCUGUGUCUAUUCUUAUUAAUCAGAGUUCAAUCCUUCCUUUAGUUUGUGAAUGCCUCAACCCUCCAAAAGUUUUCCCACUGGGACAACU
This is a messenger RNA of Podarcis raffonei (Aeolian wall lizard), 1787 nucleotides long. Its product is annotated as arylacetamide deacetylase-like 4. The record is from RefSeq and is a predicted model, not a curated record. Gene Ontology annotation, molecular function: carboxylic ester hydrolase activity. The coding region runs from base 16 to 1071 and encodes 351 amino acids. The transcript is spliced from 4 exons. Gene Ontology annotation, cellular component: membrane. Lineage: Eukaryota; Metazoa; Chordata; Lepidosauria; Squamata; Lacertidae.